AUUUUAAUUAAAAAUAUUUUAUACUAUAUUUUUAUUAUCAUGUUCUUCAGCAACAGUAGUUUCAAGAGAAGUUUUUAAAUAUUUUGUAGCAAUUAAAACAAUUUAAAAUGAAAUCUUUUACUUUUAUUGGUUGCCUACUCCACACUGGCCCCUAAUUUAUUUGAUGGAUUACUGGUACGGUACACAAACUCAAAUAACAAACAAAACAAAAAUGUUUACAAGCCACUUUCACUUUUUGUCUAUUAUUUGCAUUCAAGAUACCAAGUACAUUCAUUACUUGGUGGAGAAAUGGAUUUUAAAAUUAACAAUUUUGAAUCAUUCGCAGUCACGUGACAAGGCUGCCCGACAAGAUAUCUCUCGCCACUUUGUUACGGCGGUCAUGUGACUUGGUCGCCGGACAAAUAGUGCGGGAGAUAUACGUCAGGCGCGCCGGACGUGUAGACACUGCCUUUUUUUUUUUUAAUGCCCUUCUUUUUAUUUAAAGCUAGGCCCUCUAAUAAAAUAUUUAACAACAUUGUUUAUUUAAAACAUUUAAGGCUAAAAAAAAUUACAGUAAUUGAAUUUCAUUGUUAGUUUUAAAAAAGAAAAACCUUACUGAUAUUUAUGUACAAAAUUGAGUCACAUAUCCCACUAUGUUAUGCUUUUACAUACAUGCAGUUGUUUGUAAAACAUGUUUUUGAUAUGAUUCCAGCAAAUUUAAAUCAUAUACCGACUAGAAUGAGGGUAAAGGAGAUUGACAGGACGGCCAAUAUGGCUUGGUCACCAGAGAAUCAGUAUCCUAUAUAUGUUGCCACUGGGACAGCUGCCCAACAGCUUGAUGCUACUUUCAGGUGAUUAUAACUAUAUGUGUGUGCAUGUAAUACAGCUGAACCAUUAUCAAUAAUUACCUCUCACCUCAAAUUUUUUUUUUCUUCACCAAAUGAAAAUAAAAUGGGUAAAUGUUCAAUGUAUUUCCGGUUCAGAAUAGAGUUUUAAGCUUUAUAUUAAACGUAAAUUUAAAAAAAUGGGUUUUAACAAAAAUGAGUGGAACAGUAAAUAAUUUUAAUAUAACACAAUAGUUUAACAUUGAUCCCCUCCUAUGCUUUUAAUUAUUUUAAAACCCUUGUUUUGUAACACUUGCUAAUCAUAUCUAAAUUGAAUUGAAAGAAUGCAUUCGAUUGUUUCCAUUUAAUUUGUUCUAUUCACCUCUUCACAGAAAUAAUAAAUUUUUAAGAUAAAAUAUUUGCACAUGUCAUAACUGCAUUUCAAACUGGAUCAUAAAAUUUAUAAAAUCGAAAUGAACAAAUCUCAUAAUACUGUUGAAACUUACAUUUUUCCACAAUAUGACAAACUAAAGACAUUUAAUUUAUUAACUCCUUUCUAUGUCUUUGUUGUUUUGUUAGCAGUAGAAAGAUUUUCUCUCAUUCUCUUUCUACUGUCCUGUUCCUUCAUUUCAAGCUUCAGCAUACCUCGUUCCACUUUUUUCUUCACAUAUCUUGAAUGGACGCAGUCCUUUAUUUAUUAUCCUUAAAUGUACAUGUGUACAUUUCAUUUUCUCUAAACUUCCAUCUAGCACAACAUCAGCUCUUGAGCUGUAUAGCCUGAACCUUGCUGAGGCCACUUUGGAUAUGCCAAUGGUAGCUUCUGUGCCCUCAGAUGUCAGGUAAACAAGUUUUUCAUUUGUCUUUUUUUAAAUAUUUUUUUAAAUUUUUACUUUUUAUCAAUUUUUACUUUUAAAAAUAUCAAGGGUAAUAGUUAUAAAACACUAAAUUGAAAUAAUUAUAUUCCAUUUCAAUUUUGAUGUGCAUAAUUAGCUUUGUCUUGUGUGAAUUUAAAACUUCUUGCAUGAUCUUGAACCAAAUAGAGUUUAAUUUCCAAAUUGAAUCUACCUUGAACAGGUUCCAUAAAGUAGUCUGGGGCCCACAGAAAGAUACAGAAAGUGGAGUGAUCAUUGGAGGUGGAGAGAAUGGCAGUAUACAUGUCUACAGUGCAGACAAACUGCUAGCAGGGGCCAAAGAUUGUCUUGCCACUGAGCUGACUAGACACACUGGUUCAGUGAAGGCCUUGGACCUAAAUCCUUUCCAGGCAAGACAUUUCAGCUCAUUUAUUACUUCUCUGUCUAACUAUUUAUAAUUGAACAUUGCUGUUUCAUUAUUGUUGCCCACAUAUUGCCAUUUCCCACAAAUUAAUCUAAUAUAUUGUUUUGUUUGUAGUCAAAUCUGCUGGCUUCAGGAGGGGGUGAUUCAGAGAUUUACAUUUGGGACUUGUUAAGGACUGAGAGUCCUAUGACUCCUGGACAAAAAUCUCAGGUACUGCUAAAUAACCCCAUUUGCGUCACUUGAAAUACUUCAUUUUAAAAUUUAUGUGAAUACAUUUUUAAUGCCAAAAUGUAAAGCAGACAUUUUGACUAUUUAUCUCCUGUCUUAUUAAACUUUUUAUUUGUUGCAGCCGCCUGAAGAGUUGGCUUGUGUGGCAUGGAACUGUCAGGUUCAGCACAUCCUUGGGUCAACAUUUGCCUCCAGAUGCGUUGUCUGGGACUUGAGGAAAAAUGAACCCAUCAUCAAAAUCAGUGAUAGCAUGUCUCGAGUAUGUCUUUGUCACUGAAACUCUUAAUAAUUUGUGUUGAGAGGGGCUUUUGAUUAGCCUGUGUAGUCAACAACCUCUCUGCAUACCUGUUUAAUCUUUCAAUGUACCAAAAUAAUUUGUGAUGAAUUUGAAUUGAUAGUAAACUAUUACAUGAAAAAAAAAUUAUAUUUUCAAAUUUAAUUUAAAUAUAGUUAUUCAAACUUUUCAACAGAUUAAAGCUAAAUUAAUAGCUUGGCAUCCAGAGGUUGCUACACAACUGUGCCUGUCAUCUGAAGAUGACCAUACCCCAGUGAUCCAGGUCUGGGACUUGAGAUAUGCCACUUCUCCUCUCAAGGUUUUGGAAAGCCAUCAGAAGUACAUCAUUUAUUAUCUAGUUAAUUGAUUGGUUUUUAUAUACUUUUAAAUGAAAUGUUUUGAUUUUUAAAUUUUUUUACGGGUGUUUAAAUCCAAAUUUGAAACAUAUCAAAUGGUGGUUAAUCCAGUUAAUGUGUAUUUUAUUGUAGGGGUGUUUUGUCCAUGUCUUGGUGUAAAAGAGACCCUGACCUGUUGUUGAGCUGCGGUAAAGACAAUAGAAUUCUCUGCUGGAAUCCAAAUGUCCCUAACGGAGAGGUAGUGUUUAAUUGUUUCACAUUCGAUCUGUAUCCUACUGAUUUGACUCCCUUCUAUGCAUUUAAAUUCUUGCUAGUUUUUUGCUUUAGGAAAUACACCCCAUGGAAUAAAAAUGUAAUGAGUGCUACACAAGGACUUAAAAUUUAUUAAUUGAAGCUCCAGGCUGUAAAUACCUGUUAGAAAUGUGUAAUUUCAAAGUAGAAAAGAGUGUAAUUUCAAAGUAAAGGAUUUAUGCUUUUCCUUGUCUUGUAACAGGUUGUGUAUGAUCUGUCUACCAACAACCAGUGGUGUUUUGACAUCCAGUGGUGCACUAGGAAUCCAUCCAUUAUUUCCAGUGCAUCCUUUGAUGGUCACAUAACUCUCUAUUCUCUGCUGGGAGGGGGGCACCCAGUCCAGCCCAGCAACAAGGUAAUCUAUCAGACUCCUUUGAUCAGCUUGUUGUGGCAAGUUUUAAAGCCUUUUAUUAAUUUAACUUGAAAGAGUUACAAAGAUGUGUAAAGGAUGUCUAAAGGAUUAUCUAUGCAUGUGUGAAUGGGCUUGAAAUGUUUGCAAAAUCCUUCACACUAUCAUUAUUUUUGUAACAGGUUGCAGAAUCAUUUGGAGGAGCUCAGUUUGGGGAAGCCCCUGUACAAGUGCCUCAUGAGGAGGAUAAAACCUUACCUUUGCAGAAACCACCCAAGUGGAUUAGAAAACCAGUUGGUGCAUCGUUUGCUGUGAGUUGAUGAAAUUGUUUUAAACAAAUCAUAAUAACUUUAUGUAUUUUAAACAUUUUAUUAUUCUAAAUUAAUACUAAAAUAAUAUUACAAUUUUAUUUUAUUACAUGUUAUUGUCUGUUAGAUAGUGGAAUUUUUACAUUAAUUGUUGUAAUACUAUGAAUGUGAAUAAUAUUUAGUUUAUUGCCAACAUUUGCAACCUUAGCAAGUGAUUUUCUCUACAUUUACAAUCUACGGUAAAUAUGUGUUUCAAAUACAAUUUGACAAACAAUGUUUUACCUGAUGGGUACGUCUCCCUUUUCUUCUAGUUUGGCGGUAAGCUGGUAACAUUUGUCCUAGAUAAACCAACCCAUUCGCAACCGGUGAGUCGGCAAGUGACCAUCAGUCAAAUAGUGACGGAGACUGAACUUGUGGUGCAGUCCAAUCAGCUGGAACAAGCUUUGAAAGAUGGACACUUUUUAGAAUUCUGUGCCAUGAAAGCGGCCAACAGUAAAGAUGGCAUGCAAGAAAAUAUUUGGAAUUUUAUGAGAGUGAGUUGAUUGGGUUGUUUUAAUUUUGACAAACUACCUUAACAGUGGCUUUGGGAUUAGAGUCAUCCGAUUAGUGGCAAACUCUCGAUACCACAUGUUCGCCUUGAAACCUACGGAAGGCACACUUAAGCAUUUGCUGGCCCAACAAUUUGGAACACACUUCCUGUCGCUCUCAGAAACAGCCAGAAACUGGAGUCUUUCAAAACCGAUUUGAAAACAUAUCUAUUUCCCAAACACCUGCUGGGGUGAUGUUGUCUACCAUCUUUUCAAGCUAGCUAUUAUUUCCUAGAUGUAUAUUGGCCUGUGUUGUUUAUGGUUGCAAGGGAUGAAAGACUUAGAAUGGGUAUUCUCGUAUGUAGUUUUUGUAAUGUUGCGUUUUGUAUUUCAAUGUGUUAUAGUAUAGAUUUUUUCAUUUCUCUUUUAUUAUGGUUGACUUUGUACAGCACUUCGAGCCUUUGGGGAUGAAGCAUGAUUUUCAAAUAAACCUGAUUAUUAUUAUUUAUUUACUGGUAGAAUGUUUUUGAGAAAAUCUUUUGCCUUCAUUGUUAUCAUGUUCUGAGUCAUGUUUUAUAAUACUUAACAAGACACUGAUCGUGUUAAAAAUGGUUUGUCUAAGAGCUGAUUCAGUUCAGUUAAACAGAAGGAAAAGCAACUCAUUUUGUAUGAAUCAGGGUGCAAAAGAACUAAUUAAUGAAAUAGCUGUGUGUUAAGAGAGAACUGAUUGGCCAGUAAAUAUUAUUUUUCUUGUUUAGGUCAACUUUGAAAAAGAACCCAGGACCAAAUUUCUGGAGCUGCUCGGAUAUGAUCAGAAUGAGUUGGCUCGCAAGGUAAAUAUAAAUGGUUGUAUAAAUAGUUGAAAUUGUCACAUCUGCACAGAAGUACCUAGAUUUGUUUCUUACUGUUAUCAUCUUGCUUGGUCUUUAUUUUGGAAUAUUAUGAGAUAAAUAUUUUAAAAUAAAAGAUAACUCCUGUAUUCAUGUGUUGUGACCAUGUGUCCAGAAGCAUGCAUUUUGAUUGGUGGCACAUGUUAAUUUUUGAUGUGUCGUUUUUAAAUGAAUGUGUCAUUAUUUUUUAUCAAAUUUAAAUGUAGUUUUUUAAUAACGGAAGUUGAAGUUUGUUUUCUUACCAACAAUUUGGUAAUAAAAACACAAAAAUAAAGGCAAAAUUUUUGACAGAAAAAAACCAGCUCUUAGCACAGUUUUAAAGGAACUGCCUGCUGUAAAGGGAUUGUUCUCCAAUAUUUAACGAGGGGACUGGAUCUAAUUUUCCUUGUACGCUACACUUUAAAUAUAGACUAUUCAUAGUCCCUAGAGUGGGAACACAGACGCUUGGCGGAAUUCCCAGGCUUGACAUUGAAGCUGUUAACGCCUCAUCGCUGGUGUCCACAACCACCACUGCAUUAUAGUUAUAUACCAAAGAGAUUAGACAGUGUAAAUGUGCUCUUUAACAAAAAGAGGACAGUUUGAGAAAGAUAAAAUCUAUUUUAUUGUUACGUAAAGGUAGUGGAGCAUACAGGAACUGAAGUGUCAGCAGCCUCAAGGCGUGGAGUGGAUGCUCAGGAGUUGGCACAGAAGAUGACACUACUUAAUACAGGAGUAAGUCGUAUGCGUGUCAAUGUAUGAAUGAGAUGAAGAUCAUUUUGAUGUCGAGUUGUUGAAAAGAAAAUGUAAAUAUCGAUUAAGGGAGAUUUGAAAAUAAUUAAUUUAUUUAAAUUUUAAAAUGAACAAGACUAAUUUCUUUCAUGUUUUUUCCAUAGAGCAUUAUGAAAGCAGAUCGUUUAUUGUCUAGUGGUCAAGCAUCACCCAAUGUAGGAUCAAAGGUCAGUGAUAAAAAAUGAAUUAAGAUAACACAUUUUUAAAUAGGAGUGAGAGGAAUUUUAUAGACUUUUUAACCACUUUGCUACUGAUGAUGUCAAUGCGACGUCACAAUCACCCAAUUUCAUUUACCAAGGAUGUCAAAUUGUCGUCAUAACAAAGAGGCAAAGAGUUUUUCUGAAAUACCAAGGACGUCACGUCGAUGUCAUAUUUCAAUGCUAUAUAUAUAUCUUUAUUCAUUUAUCUAUAGAGAAGUUAAAAAGCAAAUCUGAUAGAGGGUGAAAAAGACCAAAAAUUUCCUUAAAAUGUUUUUACUGCCGAGUCAGCAUAAAUAGGUGCCCAAAACCUGCGGUAAUGAAAGGGUUAAAAGGGGUUUGCUUGAAGCUUAUCAUUUGAUUUGUAUUUAUGUAGACACCUGUUGAUCAAGUGGAUGACCUUGAUGGGUCUGCAUUGUUUGAUGACAUAGCCAGUGCUCAGUCAAAAACAUCAGGAUGUGAGACCCCAUUGGUUAUUCCCACUGACCAUGGUAAGCAUUGAAGGAUUAUUUCUUUUACUAUCAAAAAGUGUAGUGUAGUUUUACCUCAGUGAGUGCUGCAAUUUUAACUAUAAUUACUUAAUUGAAGAAAAAUUUCUGUUUUGUUUAAAUUCAAAAGCGGGGUAAACAGUUAUACCUCAGUGAGUGCUACAAAUUUAACUAUGAUUGCUAGGCUACAAAAGAUUCCUUACUGGAAAUCAAGGACUGUGCUUUAGUUAUUAUAAAAUAAUUCAUUCUUAUUGAAGUGCAUGCCAGUUUUCUCAUACUCCAUUCUGUUUGGUGUGGUUUUAGCUGAUGGACUUAUGACUCAAGCUCUUCUCACUGGUAACUUUGAAGCUGCUGUUGAGAUGUGUCUAAGUGAGAAUAAGAUGGCUGAAGCCAUAUUGCUUGCCAUCGCUGGUGGUCCCGAGCUCCUGGUCAGAACACAGAAGAAAUAUUUCCUUAGGAAUAAAUCAACCUUGGGAAGGGUAAGUCUAUUUCAACGCCCACCUUAAUCAUUGUAACAUCAUGACAUUUAGUGAUUGUUGAUUGUAAAGUAAAACUCACCCAGGAAUAAUGCAUGAGGCAUAUUAAUAAAAAUGACAAAUUACAAAAGAUGGGACUGUUUUUGUCGACCUUUUCAGUAAGCAUGUGAUAUUAGGGUGUGAGCUUACAAUAUCCAAAGAGAGUGGAUCAAUUGUCUGCGGACACAUGUGCAAUUUGAGCACAUAGUCAUAUUCUUUACUCACUGGAUUGCUAAUGUUUCAGUCAUAUUCUUUACUCACUGGAUUGCUAAUGUUUCAGUCAUAUUCUUUACUCACUGGAUUGCUAAUGUUUCAGUCAUAUUCUUUACUCACUGGAUUGCUAAUGUUUCUGUAAAUUGGAGCUGCAUUAUAUGGUUAUUUACAUUUUUUAUGUCAAGUUAUUUCAAGUAAUAAAGUGCCGAAUGUGAAAUAUAUCACCGAUGACAGGAAGAAAGGCUACAUGUAUAUCAGAAGCAAACAUUGGUUACAGUAUUGGUAGUAAAAUGGAGAUUUCAUUCAUUGAUGAGAGAAAACUUUUGUGUGCGAUGAAUUUGAUCAAAAUAUAAAGUAUCUUUACCAAACACAAAAAUACCCCAAAUUUAACAAAACUCUUUGAACAUGUUUCCACAGCUGAUCUCAUCAGUUGUAACCCACGACUGGGCUCAUAUUGUAGAAACAUGUGAUCUAGACAACUGGAAGGAGGCCUUGGCUGUCAUUCUUACCUACGCCUUGCCUGAAGAGUUUUCAUCUCUGUGUGGUUUGUACAAAAAUAUGAUAUGGAUGUUGAAAAAGAUGCAAAUAUAUAUAUAAUUUUUUAUUCAUUUCCUAUUUAUAUAAAAGUUUUUGAUCUCUUGAACAGCUAUUAAAAUUUCAUUGCACGGGGUGAAUAUAUUUAGGGGUUGCUUUUGGGAUAUGUGCUUCCAUUUGGUUUUGGUGUUCCAUUAGUGUUUUUUUAAUUGUCUAAUGUGGAAAAACUUUAUUUAUUUUCUCCCCGAACAUUGUACACGUACAUGAAAUUAUAUUGUGACUAGCUCAUUAUUUUAUUUAAUAUCUAAGAAUAAAUAAAAGUUAUUUUUCUUGCUGAAACGUCCUUCACCAAAUUCUCUCCCCUUCUCAGACACCUUGGCCAAGAGAUUAGAGACUGAAAGAGAUGGUAACCUGUCCUUGUUUGCCAGCCUGUGCUAUAUUUGUUCAGGCAAUGUGGAAAAACUUGUUGAAAACUGGAUACAAAACACUGAGGACUCCAAUCAACCUUUGGCCCUGCAGGUGAGAUGAACCGUCUCUCAAUUUUCUUGAAGACUGAAAACUUGGUUUUCUCCUAUAAUCUUCCUGAAAUAUACACAGGGAAGAGGUAACCUGAAGAAAAAGAAUAAGUAAAAGCGACACUUCUGGCUAAGAAGACUUUAUAUUGUCUCUCUUUAUGUUUAUCCUUACCCUGUCUAUAUUUCUUUUGCCUCAACCUGAUUGCAGUCCUCCCUGUACUACAACAAUCAGCCUGAACUGCACCACUUUUUCCCCUAUGGAUUAUAGUCUUUCUGGACAUUUUUAAAUAUGAGAUCAAGAAUGAAUUCAUAAAUCACUUUAUCAACCUCCAUUGUAAAUUUCAAAACUUUCUUUUAUUUGUAAUGAUAAAAGAAAACAAUCCAUCCCUGAGGUGCUGCAGCCCAUGUAGGGCUUUGGCGUCCUUCCUCUCAGAACUAACUUGAUGCUUUUCUUUUCCAUGCUUGAAUUCCCAGCUGUUGUAGAUCUUUUUCUACAUCGUCCAUCAAUCUAAGCCUAGGUCUGCCUUUGAGCCGUUUUCUAUGGGGUUUUGGUGGUGCACCCUUUUCACACGCCUCUGUCCUUUGGCAUUCUUUCUAAUUGGUCGACCCAGCAUAGCCUGCCCCUAUUUUUCUGCUACUAGAGUGAGAUCCUAAAUAUAAUAAUAGCAAAUUCAUUAUAUUUUAAGAUUUCUUUGUGUUUAAUAAGUAAUAAAUAAGCAUUUAUUAAAAUUAGAACGAGACUAUCAACACCCAAAAGUUUAAUAAUAGCACUUUUGUAAUUGAGCAAAUGAAGUACAGAGAUAUUCAGCCUAUUUUUUCUCUCGUAUCCCUUGAUUAGAAUUUCAUUUAUGAGUUCAAAUAUGUUGAAAUAUAGCUUCACGUAAAUGAACGGGUAUUAAAAAAACAUUCUUGCUGCUUUUCAAGUAUUAUCAGUGUAAUUUUUGCAUACAACAUGUUGGGAACCACUGUUAUAUUGUGUAUAAUAUGUAGUAUAUAUUAUCAAACCCUCCCUUACGCUAUACUCAGGAUCUGGUGGAGAAAAUAAUGGUGCUGAGAAAAGCUGUGGAAUUGUCCCGAGGUGCUGUUCCCAAUGUGACAGGGGGAGCACUUGCUGAAAAACUAAGCCAAUAUGCUGGUCUCCUGGCAGCUCAAGGAAGUCUGGCAGCGGCCCUGACUUACCUCAACAAUACUUCAGAUGUAAGCAAAACUUAUUGAACUCUAUGGACAUCUUUGAUUUACACAACACAUUUGUCAUAUUUAACAAAAAAGUUUACUUCCUUUAUAUUCAUGACCUGUUUUAAAAAUGGAAUAAUUGCAUGAUUUGUGUUAUUUAUUUGAGCUGAACACUGUGAAAUUGAUCCUACAGAUUUCUGUUUAAAAAAAAAUAGAAUGUAUUUAUUUUAUUGUGAAAUCUAAAUAGCUUGUUUGUAAGUUCAGUCAGGUUAAAUGGUUCAACUUUACAUCUACAGCCAAAUCUUGCCAUUUUGCAAGAUAGGUUAAUUCGAGCCCUUGGCCAGAGUACAGCUGUGCAUGGUGUUGCAAGCCCCUUCCCACAAUACAACAUUUUGCCCGAAGGGAGUCGUGGCGUACAACCAGUGCAGGCCCCUAGGAGUACAGCUGCAUCAGGCUAUGACGUCCAACAGGGUUACCAGACAACGGCUGGGAGAACAAAUUUCGAUACCGCAUCGACAUCAACUGCUAACUAUUACACACAGAAUCAGUUCUACAAUCCUGCUACAACCAAUGCACAGACCAGCAACUUUGCCCCACAGACGGCCCCUUCUGUGCCCAAAACUGCUGGUCCUGGCCAGAAAGGUAAAAUAUAGCAGAAACCUUCCUGGCGUUCUUUUAAGCCGUUGUUACUAAUCUUAUUCAUUGCUCUUUUAUUCACCCCUCACUAUUGUGCCUAAAUUGUGAUUUUGCCUCAAUCUUUCAGGGACGUUGAAAAAUGAUAAAAAGUCAUUUAAGAACCAUUUAAAGACUUUUUUUUCUUUAGAUAGAUUUUAGGACAUCGGAGUGCUGUGAGAAUAGCUAUAAAAGCGCUAUAAAAGUACACAUCAUCAUCAUCAACGUAAAUUGAACUUUUUGUUUGCCUAGGUCUGAAGUAUCCCCAUUACCCCACCGCAUCAUUGUCAGCUUACGGGGUGGACACCUACUCCAAUCAAGGUUACAUACAGCAACCUGACUACAGUCAACCUCAGUCAUAUUCUAGUCAGUCAAAUAUGUACAGGUAGUUCAUUUCAUUACCUUGUGCAUUUCAAGAGAGAUAUUGUUUAGUGUAUGAAUGUUAUUUGAAGAGAUUGCGGUCUGGUAGCAUGAAUUUAUUACACAGAAAUAUUUUAUGUUAAUGAAGAACUUUUUUUUCCAAGUCACAUCUAUAUGAAAUAUUGUGGCUGAUAUAUGAUGUUGAUUUAUGAUGGCUGAUUUUUGCUCUGGGAAAUACUUGAAAUGUCUGAUGUAUAAAUUGUUCUAAUUUAAAAUUAUCUUGUUUGUGCAUACAUAUGCCGAAAAUCACAACACUAUCCCAAUUACUUGGAUCAAUGAAAGAAACUUAUCUUAGUUUGUUCUGAUGUAUGUUAUUGUAUCCUGAUUUAAUGUGCAUAAAUUCAUCUCUACCACAGCCCAAACACAUAUUCUCCAGCAUCCAAUCAGGCAAGCAAUUUCUUCACUCCUGUCAGCACAGCGGGGCCUGCACCUUCUGUAUAUAAUUCCGCAGCACCUGUACCUCAGCAGCCUGCUAUGUAUUCUUAUCAAGACAAACCAGCAGAAACAGCUUGGAACGAUCCACCAAUUAUUCAGGAGAAAUUGAAACCUGCCCCAGCUGUAAGUUGAAGAGAAAAAAAUUUAACUUGACUAGUAGAAGUGGUUGCUGAUGUGUUUGGCAAAACCAUAAUACCUAAUAUAUUUAUAUAGACAGACCAUAAAUCAUGUCUGGCAGUAUCUUGAUGGGGCUUGGCUGUAAUGUGCUAGCUAAGGUUGUAAGAGUCUAUGCUCAACCUUAAAAGAGAGUGAAUCGUAUCUUAAUGGGGCGUGGUUGUAAUGUGCUAGCUAAGGUUGUAAGAGUCUAUGGUCAACCUUAAAAGAGAGUGAAUCGUAUCUUGAUGGGGCUUGGUUGUAAUGUGCUAGCUAAGGUUGUAAGAGUCUAUGCUCAACCUUAAAAGAGAGUGAAUCAUAUCUUGAUGGGACUUAGUUGUAAGUGUCUAUGCUCAACCUUAAAUGAGAGUGAAUCGUAUCUUGCAAUAUCUUGCUGGGGCUUGCCUAUGAUGUGCUAGCCAAGGUUGUAAGAGUCUAUGCUCAACCUUACAAGAGACUGAAUCAAAUAAGAUAAAAUUCUUUUAUUGAUCCAAAAAAAUGGAAAUGUUUUUUGAUUGCAUUGUACAUUUUCAGCACAUAAAUAAAAACAAUUCAAACAUACAACAUCUAUAUUAAAUUAUUUCACUAGUGAAAAAAACAGCCAUUCAGUGAAUUCACUUAGCCAUACCAGGGACUUAUUAGUUCUCAUUAAGAUUUGUGACUUCACGGGAGCACAAUGGUAAAUUUGUGCAGAUUGGGGAACAAAAGAAUUUUUAUAUCUUUCACCCCGAACGGGCCAAUUCUAAGUAUCUGUGAUGAAGAGGGUGGGAUGUAUCAUCCAAAAUGUGUUAGUUUUACAAUAACAUCUUUCUUCAAAUAGUUUUCAAAGGAAGGAUGUUUAGUUUGUGUUAUGUUCCUAGCUUUCUAGAUAAGUCGGUUUAUGCUGUGUUUAUUAUCAGACGAUGAAUUCCCACAAUGGCAGGUAAUAUUGUAAUUAAGUAGGCUUCCAACUGUUGCACUGUAGAAUAACUUAAAGACUUGUUAUGUCGAAAUAGUACUGUUUUUUUUUUUUGAGGUAGAACAGUCUUUGGUUGAAACUCUUAUACAGCUUUUGGCCGUGCUCAUGGCAUGUUAGCUUAUUAUUAAUGGUGACACCUAAGUACUUAUAUGCCUCUACUUUCUCUACACUUUGAUUUUUUAUGUUGAGAUCUGUAAUCUAGUGUUUUUCCCCCUCCUGAAAUUAACAACCAUUUCCUUUGUUUUUGAAACAUUCAGCUGGAGAAAAUUUUCAUUCCAACAAUUGAUAAUGCUUGUAACUAAGUUGCGGCAUAAGCCUUCGCCUUAAGAUUUUAAGCCAACGAUGGUGUAUCAUCAGCAACUUUUAAGAUUGGAACGCUGUGCUUUUAGCUCUGAAUAUCAUUGGUAGAUAUUGUUUACAGUACAGGGGAGAACGCAGCCUUGGGUCGCCCCGGUGCUUAUUUCUAAGUCAUUUACCUUGACGUAUUGUGGGCGAUAUUUUAAAAAGUUCAGUAUCCAAGUUGGAUAUUUAUAUUAACCCCUAACAAGGAAAGUUUUUUUUAUCAUAAGGUGUGGUUCGCUAGUGUUAAAUGCUGAUGAGAAGUCUAAGAAUAGCAAUAUCUAGCAAUAUUAAAAGUCAAAACUAUACAGUUUAUCAUUGUAAAGACUAUAAAGUAUAUCAAGUGUUAUCUGUGGUUUAAAAAGUCAAGUGCAAAAUUUGUUGCAUUAGUCUUUAUUUAAAUAGGACCAUAAAAUGUAUAUAUAUAUACGACACAUGUUGACCAAGUGAUGAUGUUAUGUGACCAAGUGAUGCUGUUUGCUUAUGUGAUGAUUAAGUGAUACCGUUAUAAAACUAUCCCCUAAUUUCUACAUAUCAGGGAACUGAUAAAAUAACAACCGUUUCAUUUCUGCAGUUUUCCAAUCCCAAUUUGAACUUGUUUACCCCUCAACAAACGAAUGCAGACCAUCCACCUGGAGCGCCAACCUACCCAGGAUUGUAUAACCCUGUUGAACAUCAGAAUCAAUCUCAGGUACUAAUGGGUUCAUGAAUAAUGUUGUGGUUCUGAACAGAGACGCCUGCGGACAGGUAGAGUUCUUAAUUGUAUACAUACAAACAAGUAUGUACUGUUAUAUGAACUUAAAAGAAGGUCAUUACAAAUCUGAUUUUAAACAUUAAGAUUUGAUGAUGCACUGGAUUGUUACUGUACAGAACCACUUACGUAGGGUGUACGUUUUUAACAAAUAUUUUUCUUAUUAAUAUUUGAAUGUUAUGUUACUAUGAGCAAAUAUUAAUAUAUGAAAAAUAUGUGUUUAUUUGAUGAAAUGUAAUUUUUUAAUUGAUCAGUCAGUGACUGAAUUUAAAAAUAACAUUAACAUAGCAUGAUUUAAUUCAGUAACAGAUUGAUUUAACACCUCGUCACCUUAACCUUGUUUGCUGCAUCUGCAUAGUUAAACAAAAAUUGUGCCAUUACUCAUUACUCACUGUUGAAACUAAUGUUGUACAAUAAGUGUCAUUUCAUGGGGGACACUUCCAAGUAUUUGACAUGGCAUGCCAAACUGCUGCUGUUAAACUAUAUCAAUGUAUUCCCAUUUCAUCUUGCCCUUUUCUUUUGCUGUUAACCUACUGUGACAGCCACCAAGCAAUCCUGUGUAUGGAGGCUUUAACCCUACAAACCCAGCACCUGCAGCAAACACUAGGAUACCCACUCAGGUAAACCCGGUACAUUUGGUCUUACAUUUUUCUAAUGCUUUAUGAAGUAAACAAUUGUCAGCUUGUGACCCAAAAAGCAAAACAAUAGGACUUUAGCUGAGUUUUUUCAAAUCAAGUUCUAUUUACUUCCUAAAAUUAUAAUUAAAUAUGCUGGCCUUAUGUUUAAGUCAAGUCAUUUCCAUGGUACCAAGUCCAUCCCAUGGUACCAAGUCCAUUCCAUAGUACCAAGUCAAUCCCAGGUACCAAGUCAAUCCCAUGGUACCAAGUCAAUCCUGUAGUACCAAGUCCAUCCCAUGGUACCAAGUCCAUCCCAUGGUACCAAGUCCAUCCCAUGGUACCAAGUCCAUCCCAUGGUACCAAGUCCAUCCCAUGGUACCAAGUCAAUCCCAUGGUAUCAAGUCCAUCCCAUGGUACCAAGUAAAUCCCAUGGUACCAAGUAAAUCCCAUGGUACCAAGUAUAUCCCAUGGUAUCAAGUCUAUCCCAUGGUAUCAAGUCCAUCCCAUGGUACCAAGUAAAUCCCAUGGUACCAAGUCAAUCUCAUGGUAUCAAGUCUAUCCCAUGGUACCAAGUCAAUCCCAUGGUACCAAGUCCAUCCCAUGGUAUCAAGUCCAUCCCAUGGUACCAAGUAAAUCCCAUGGUACCAAGUCAAUCCCAUGGUACCAAGUCUAUCCCAUGGUACCAAGUCAAUCCCAUGGUACCAAGUCCAUCCCAUGGUAUCAAGUCCAUCCCAUGGUACCAAGUAAAUCCCAUGGUACCAAGUAAAUCCCAUGGUACCAAGUCAAUCCCAUGGUACCAAGUCUAUCCCAUGGUAUCAAGUCUAUCCCAUGGUAUCAAGUCCAUCCCAUGGUACCAAGUUCAUCCCGUGGUACAGUCCAUUCCAUAGUACCAAGUCUAUCCCAUGGUAACAAGUCCAUUCCAUGGUGCCAAGUCUAUCCCAGGGUAACAAGUCCAUUCCAUGGUACCAAUUCAAUCCCAUGGUAACAAGUUUCAUUCCAUGGUAACAAGUUUCAUUCCAUGGUAACAAGUUUCAUUCCAUGGUGCCAAGUCCAUUCCAUAGUAUCAAGUCAAUACCAAGCUACCUGGUAUUCCUUACAGAAAAUAAUCAGCUGAUCCUUAAAUAAAUAUUAAUUCUGCCUCAUUUUUUUAAUGUAUCCUACCAAGGAUAGGAAAUAUAAAUUACCUUUGUGAAAAUUGCAUGGCAUGGGAAUGUGUUUUAAAUGAAAGCAUGUUUUUUUUUUUCAUCAGUCAUCUGAAAAUGACUUUAAAGCCUCUACUCACUAACAGCUGUCUUGAAGUCAGAUGUUGAUUCUAUUUUAGUUGGCUACGUUUUUAAAAAAAUAUAUAUAUAAUUUGAUUUAGUUAUUUAGUACAUUUAAACCAUGUUUUUUUGUUGUUGUUUUUUCAACUUCAAACUUACCUGUAUGCAGUUUUUUUGUAAGUUUUUAUUACUUAUUCUGAUACUGAGAUCAUAAAAUAAAUUGGAUCAGUUUUUUUGUGAAAUUCAUAAAUAAUUAUUUUUUUUUUAAUACAAUGCUAAACUUGUCAGAAAACUGUUUUAGAUUAUUUUAAUAAAUUACCUUUCAAGUAAUCAAUGAUUUACCCCUUGUUCGAAUUUCGCAACUACAAUUACAAUACCUCUUUGAAGAUAUUGAAUUGUCAGGGUACAUGCAAUCUAUCAUUAGGUUUUUUUUUUUAAAUAUGCGUACAUUCAUUUGGUUUUGGCUUUUGGUUAAAAUUUCCAAAGGUUUGCAGAAAUGCUUAGUGGAUAACAAGUUUUAAUGUUAACAAUUAGGAUGAAGCUUGAUUUAAGUUGGACAAAAACUUGAGUAAUGGACCUUUGUGAGCCUUCAUCAGACAGAACAUGAAUACUUCAAUCCUUGUGGGUUAAGGGGUUAGGCGCCCGAAAAUAUCUAAAAUUUUCAAAAAUUGUCCAUUUUUUUUAUUUUUUCAUUUUUACGAAGAUAAACAUUCUUAGAAUCGAUUACAUAUCAAUUGAUACUACUUUUUAAAAGAUUUGUUGUGAAACAACUGAUAUUUAACACCCCUCCCCACUCUAAAAAUUGACCUAAUUUUGGAAAUAAAAUAAAAUUCAUACAUAUCCCAUGUUUGAGACCUCAAAAAACUAGUUUUAAAUAACAUAAUAUGCUAUUAUUAUAUAUCAACGUAAAGGUAAAUUCAAGCAGUUUUUUUUUAUUUUUAGAAUCGAAGUCAGUAAAUAUAAUUGCUACAAAUAAUCGGAUCCACAAGCGAAGUGUGUGUAGGAUUUUCUUCACUUCUAUUUAUAUAAUUAUUUUACAGAUUUUCAUUGGUCCAAACCGAGGGUAACCAAGAUACCGUUGACUCGCGCAUGCGCAAAUGCGUUGUUUAUGCGUGUUUACCGGAUCAUGGUUCUGUGUACAGAGCGACAUUUUGCAAACGAAAGCAUCAGCAUAUUUUGAUUUUAAAAUACACGUUUACAACCUUACCCAUUCGGUAAAAGCCAGAAAUUCAAGGUAAGUAUACUAAAAAAAAAUGACCUUAAUUUAGCAACAUGCAAUCGGUGAUAGUUGAAAUUAUUCAGUUCGGACGUCAGUACUGUCACUGUGUUGCCUUUGAUGAUUGAUCGUGCGUGUGGAUUGUUUGUGAGUUUAUGUUUAGCUUAUGCCUUAUGCGGAGAAUUACAUAAGUUUCUACUAUUAGUCUUUAUAUUUACUUUUUAUUUAUAGUUGUCUAAUACAACAUUGAUAAAUAAUCGAGUAGUUCAAAGUAAUAGCAUAGGCUAAGACUAAGGCUAGGACUAAAACAACAACGCAAUAUGCCGUAGUAAUACUACUAUAAUUAUGGCAUGGUAUUAGCAUUAGCAGUAUGGGGAAAAUAAUUCGUAUUAGAAUCUUUUAACUCAAAUAGUUUAAUCUUAUUCAUUUUUUUUUAUCUGCAUACAAUUAUUAAUAGUAAUAGCUAAUUAGUUUUAUAUUAUUUCUUAUUUAUAAGAUCAGUUCAAUUGACUAAUAAUAGUAAUUAUAAUAAAAUAAGUAUUUAGUUUAGCAAUCCUAAACAUCUAAAUAAUACUAAUAGGCUUAUUGAGAUCAUUUUCAAUAUAUUAUUUGCUAAAUAAUGUUUAUAUAUUUUUUUAAUUCCAUUCCAGCCCCCAAUUAGUUCUACCGAGCCGAGCAAAAGUUAAUUCUUCAGUGACAAGAAUUCUACAGAGGGACUGCUAAACAUUGAUUUCGAAAUGAUCAUAAUUCAAAGCUUUUACCAAUUUUCUUCUGUCUGCAGUGGAAUGGACGAAUUGCAGAAGCCAUAACUUACAGCUGAUUGCAAAACAAAAUAGUAAAUACUAUGAACAUAACAAUGACUAGAUUGUGAGUGGUUAGAUUGUUCAUAUCAACAACUGGAUAACCAAGUCAUUAUCAAUUAUAGACUCUAAGGCCUGAAGGACAAUGGCAUGGACUAUGAAAAGUUGCAAUCUAUGAUAUCUGCGAUAAACAAUCCAGCUGCACCGCAAAAUUUAUAACCUGCGCAAAGUAUAAAAACUGCGCUAUGCCGAAGACAUGAAACAUUUAUGAGCAAGUAUCUUCCCAAUUAUUACAUUUCUAAUAGACAAAUAACUCAUUCACCUCUGGUAUGAGGGACAUCUUUGAUGAAAGAAGUACACAGAAUAGGUACAAAAGUUUCAACAUAGCAUUGCUGCCAUGAAACUAUGCUUUAAUUUCAGUGAUGGUGACAGCAACAUAACCUUGUCAUCUAAGCAUGGUUAAAAGGAUCAUGGACAAAAGGGUUGAUUGGGGACUUUGGAUAACUUGUGUUAUAUUAUAAUGCUGAACAAAAAAUUCUAAUACAACACAAAUUAGCUUUAUUCCAGAGGAAAAAAAUUUUUUGUUUAAAAUUGUGAUUUUGACGAGAGCACCUGAUGAAGUUCAAGAAGUUAAAACCCAUGUUCCUGGUGCAUUCAACAGUUCAAUAAUAUAAGAAACCACCAUGUCCAUGUUGCUGAACAAAAAAAACUAUGUAAAAGAACUUCAUUUUCAUAUUAAACUUAAAAUUUUUCACUUUUAAAGUUUAAAAUUGAUUUUUCUCAAAAUUGUUUUUUUCUGUUGUUUUGUAACGUAGAAUUCUAAAAUCUCAGCUAAUAUACAAGCUAGAGUAAUAAAAUUUGGUGUGUAUCUUCCUUUAACUAUUUUGUGGGUAAUGAGCUAUUCAAAAAUCAAUUUGGUCAAUUACUUUUGUUAAAAUAAUUUUUUUCAUAUCCUAGGAUGGUAAAUUUUAAGCGUUUUCUGCCGAGGCAAAUUUUAAAAAUUUAAAAAAAAAUGUUUUGAAAAGUUUUAAGGAAAUUAAACUAGCUCAGUACCUCUAAAUAUAAUUGAAGUUCAUGAAUCAAUCAAUUUUUAAGCAAUAUGUAUGUUUGUUUUUAAAAUUUUAGAACUCUACGAAUGGGUAUUAUUUUCAAGAUGGCCGCCGUUGCCAUGGCAACUAUAUAAUUUUUUUUAUUUUAAAGCAUGAAAAUAUAUCUCCAUUCAUAGCUUAACAUGACCAUAAUAAAAUAAUUGCUCUAAGUUGGUUAAUUAAAAAAAAAAUUUUUUUGGUAGCCUGCCCCCUUAACUAAUUAUUCUAUUAAGACAAAAUAAGCACAGACGCGCGCACACACACACACGAUGCAUGUUCUAGAAAUAAGUUUUAUGAUUGAUUUCAGCCUACACCUGCUCCUGUGGAGCCACCUGCACCUGUAUCGAAAGGUCCUAUACCAUCAGAGCACCAAGUCUUACAGGAUAUUUUUGAUAAACUGGUCAAAAGCUGUGCUCAGGUUGCACCCAAUGCGGUAAGCUUACAUCAUUUUUAUCUCUACCAACUACUCUCAGACCUGUUUACUCUCAAACUCUUAAAAUCGUACAAUUUUAUCACAAAAUCGUUCAAUACUUUAUAUUUAUAGAAAAAAAUAAACAUACAGUAUAUAUGCUAACACCUCAAAAUUAUACAUUGUACGCCAAAAUCGUAAGAGUAAACAGGUCUGUACUCUUGUCAAUAAUAACGUGUUAUUUUACUUCAAUAGACAUUUAGUGCUGUUGAGAAUUGGUAUUUAAAAUGUUGAAAAUGUAAAUGAUAUUCAAGCUAAAAAUUGUUUUAUGUCAAGUGCUACGGGGCUGUCUUGUUAUUAACUAUUGUUAAAAUGUUCAAAAGGAACAAGGGAGAUUGCUUCCAUAUUUCAUUAUAUUUAUCCGUUCAGUAUUCAUUAUUUUAACUUCUAUGUUAUGAUCAUGAGCAUUUGAGGAAUUUGUCGUAGUUUGACAUUUACAAAUUUAUACAACACAAAUAUUGGGAAAUAAUGUAAUACAACACAUAAAGCAACCUAUGGUGAAUGCAAAUCAAUUUAUUCCUUAGAAACAUGUGGGAAAAUUGAGAUGUUUUUAAAAGGUUUUUUCAAACUAUCUAUGGUAACAGUGAAGUUUUAAAUAACAUUUCUGAGCCCCUAGGAUUGAGCGGGUAAAGAUAAUGUUCAUGAGAUGGUUCAGGGUCAGUUGAAAGCCAAAUCAUUUCUUUUAGCCACUGGGAUGCAAUCCAGCUUAUCCAACAUCUUACUUUGUGUAUGCCUAAUGUUAUAACAAGAUUCUACAACUUUAAAACCUAUCAAACUAAGAUUCUACACACUUUUAAAACCUAUCAAACUCUAUAUUUUUUUGUUUCAGCAAAUGAAACGCAAGCUGGAGGAUGUAACAAGAAAAUUGGAUGUUUUGUAUGACAGAUUGAGAGAGAACUUGGUAAGAUGAUAUUUUGUAUGACAGAUUGAGAGAGAACUUGGUAAGAGGAUAAUUAGUAUGACAGAAAUGAUCCUAGUCAUUGUGAAAAGGCACAUGUCAUAUGGAGAUACUCUGAGGCUCUUAUCGCAUAUUAUAAAAUAUAAUGGCUUGGAUGAGACCAUCGGUCCGUCGAGAGAUGAUGGUGAAGCUGUCUACGAGUUCCAAGUCAGAGCCUGGAAUGAAAAUCUUGGUUACACUAUUUUUACGUUUCAACAUCCCAUAACCUUUGUGUUUGGUUCUUAAAAUUAUUUUAACCCCAUUAAGAUUUUAAAGUAAAAAUUUGGAAAUAAUGAUUAUGAAUUUGUAAUAAUUGAACCAUCUUCAUCCUGCAAGUUUCCUGAACUUCAACUGUUGGGGGGAUUCCCAUUCAGAGACUGAUUUUUGUUCAAUCUCUGUGAGAAGCCUUAAAAGAAAAUGCUUAAAGCAUCUCUACAUUUUAAAGACUUUCUGCAUUGUAAUUUAACUUUGAAUAUAUUUUUAUCAAUAAUUAACACAGGGAGAAAGUUUCUUGCUUGAAUAGAUUUACAGUCCUCAUCAUUUUUACUCUUUUUCCCAGCUCUCGCAGACAGUUUUAUUGGGUCUACACCAGAUCGUCCAGGCUAUUCAGCAGUAUGACUACAACACUGGGCUGAAUGUCUACACUGGGAUGAUCUCACACGGAAACUUCUCUGAAAUCUCCAACUUCAUGCCCGCCCUUAAAGUUUUAUUACAAUCUGCGUUACAGAUGCAGGUUUACGUGCAAUAACAUGACCGAUGCUUUAGAUAGGGUAUUUAUUAAUUGUUUCAUUUUGUUCACACAACUGUUUGUAGGUUUCAUUUUCUUUAUGGGAAUUUAUUGCUGAUUUAGUACAAGGAUGAUUUUGGGGACACAUUGAGAGGAUAUUAUUGAUGUUUCAUUUUACAAAGAUUAUUAAACGUUGAAUGCCUGCAGUCCUUGAUGUUAGAUUACGUUACACAAUUUAACAUCUGUAUUUAGUUUUAAAAUUUUUUCCCUUGUGGAAAUAAUAAUAAUUUUAAAUAAUUUUGGUAAAAUAACUGUUUUUUCAAUUCUGACAAUAGUUUAUGACUUGUUGGUUUAACGGCAAAAAAUCUCAAACAGCCACCAUCAGAUUUGUUAUAUGAUAUGAUAGUUUAUCAACACAAGGGAAUACUCAUUCAUCCUGUCUGAUUCUUUAUUUUAUAUUAUUAUUGUUUCCCUGGACUAUGUUGAUUUAAAGAGUUCGUGCCAAUAAUUUCUUUCAUUUUUUCCUAUUAUAUUCCUGUUUGAUGAAAAGUAGCAUGGACAUACUAUUUGUAUGGAAAUUACAAUAACUUCAUGUCUUCAUUAAUAGUCUAUUUGCAGAUUGAAUUACUGACUAAGCUCUAGAUGUGUCUGUUACAGUACAUUUAUCUCAGCUUGUUUUUGUUUUAUUCUCAGUAUGAAUGAAAGCUAAAAUAAUCAAUUUGUGUAUCUUUAAUUUUCACUUACGCCUUACGCUUUUUUUUUUUAAAUCUUAAAUUUGAGAUAAUAUGUAAUGAGUAUAAUACUUAUCCUGUUUAUGUAAUACUAUAAACUAAAUCUCAUUUCACUUGACAUCGUUCGUAUUUACAUUUUGGGUAGGAAAAAUAUGAGAAGUUGGGGUGUGGUACCAUGCUUUGAUAAACAUUUUUAUCAGGUCAGUAGUUGAAAUACUAUAACAUUCUGUCUUGAAGCUGGGACAACCCACAAAAGUUUUCCAUGGAACUGUUUUUUUAAAUUAAAUUUUUGUGGGUGAAGGAUAAAAAAAAGUUUUAUUUUUUUUUAAAAGUGUUAUCAAUUGAAUAAACAUGAUUUGAUCAAGACACUGAAAUUAAUUCUUAGUUGGUAAAUAAGUUUAUUGAUAAAGGAGUUCGCCAAAUAAAUAUAAAUAGUUGGAAAUAUAAAUCAAAUGACUUAUAUGUUAAAACUGCUUUUAUGCACUAUUAAAAUAUGACAAUAAAAACUAUUGUCCACAAUGAUGUACACCCUAAACAUUUGGAUGGAAAUAGUGCACCGUUGAUUCACCAUCACUUUCCUAGAAGCUAUUUAAAACUAUUGAGCCCUAGUGUUAAAGUUGUGCUUGGUCAUAAACCUAUUCAUUGUUUUCUAUUUUAUUACUGUUCACAAUUAUUUUUUUUGAAAUGGCAACUUUGAAAGUAUCUGUAAUAAUGUUUGUGUAGCUUCAACUAGAAAGUUGAUUAGACAAAAACCACAGAUUGUGUCUUUUGUAAACCUACUGGCAUACACUUUCAAAGCUUCCCAACUCACAACUAAGCCUUUAUGGAAGAAGCUUUAAGUUAAAGCUCACUACCUGAUGAUGAAGUAUUAUAAGACGUCUAUGAACUGAUCACAUAAUUCAUGAUUGUGUAUAAACUUUGAUUAUUAGUAAAGUCUGUUACAAUUAAACAAUGUCUGCGUUCAUAUCACUGCUGCUACAAUAUUUUUGUUUAUGGUAAUUGAUGGAAAGGGUGUUUGCAGAAUAGUACACUUUGGAUACAUUCAUUUCUGUGACUGUCACCAUUAAAUUUAAAAUAUGGAUCAAUAAAUUUCAAUUGAAGAAAAGAU
Molecule: messenger RNA, 22387 nt
Organism: Lymnaea stagnalis (great pond snail)
Lineage: Eukaryota; Metazoa; Mollusca; Gastropoda; Lymnaeidae
Source: the annotation of a GenBank genome assembly